GUUCCAGAUAAAAAUAAACGAGAACGAUCUGGUGCACAUCAACGUGAACUUUUUUUAUUCAAUGAUCUAGUUCUUAUUACUAAAAGUGUUCAAAAACGCAGACGUGAUGCAUCAGUUGCAUAUCAAGUACGAAUGACUAUUCAAUUAUUCGGAGUAAAAUUGAUCCCAUUUGAAACUAUUCAUCAUCCUAAUGGUUUAGAGCUACUGGCACCACUUGAACAAAUUCAAAAUGUAGACUAUCAUAGAGAGGUUGGUAUGAAUCAUAUCGUUGAAACACCCAAUGGUCGAGCGCGUAUCUUAAUCACUUUAAAUACAAAAACAAGUUCAGAUCGUGCUAGAUUACUAGAAGAUUUGCAAGAAUGUAUAUUAGAAGUCACAGAGAUGGAGCGUUUAAAACGAGAAGAAAUUUCAAAACAAAAGUAUAAUCAAGUUCAUCAUCAUUGUUUAAGUCAUAAAUCAGGAAUAGACAAAUCGGGAAAUCAUCCUAAAUCACUUGACAAUCCAGGUGUCUCUUUUAACAUAAAUAAUAGUCAUACUUGUUCUGAUCAUGAUAAUACUUUAUCAUCACAUAUUUGUGCACCUAUAGCUUGUUUGAUGAAUGCUACAGAAACAAGAGUUACAGAACAAACAAAUCAUAUGCCUGAAUUCUGUCAGCAUUAUAAAUUACCAGAUGGGCAAAGAUUAAGUAGUGACAGUGGACUAAUGGCUGAUUUGGACGCAGUAUCUUCUUAA
Molecule: messenger RNA, 732 nt
Organism: Schistosoma haematobium
Lineage: Eukaryota; Metazoa; Platyhelminthes; Trematoda; Strigeidida; Schistosomatidae
Product: IQ motif and S7 domain-containing protein 1
Exons: 1
Source: RefSeq, a predicted model, not a curated record